CACAUUUUGAUCGUUGGUAUAAUGAUCCAGCAAUCUCUCUCACUGUUUCUAAUCUCCCUAUAUUCCCUCUUUCCCUUGAAUAUCUCUUUCAUUCCGACAUUUUCAUAUGCCUUGAAGAGAAAAAUUUGUAUUGAGGAAACAUAUCAUGGAUGGCGGUAAGGGUAAUGUGGAUGGUACGAAGGGAGGAACGCCCGAUGGUUGGAAACGGAGUGGUCUUAGCAAUGUCAACUCUCAUUGCUCACUCGCUGAAAUGGAUGGUUAUGAUAUGUCCAAGUUAAGGACUAAGUCCAAAUUGAAUUCCGAAAGGCAGAGAUCAUAUGAUGAGAGGUCACUUAGUGAGUUAACAAGUGGUUUAAGCAAAUGUUUGGAAGGUUAUGAGUGCGUGUAUUCACCUGGACGAGCAUCAGUAUAUAGCCCUGAUUCAUGUGAAUGGAACUCCUUCGAGCCACAUCCAAUUUUUGUAGACGCAUGGGAAUCUCUAAGACGGUGUUUGGUAAACUUUAGAGGCCAACCAGUCGGCACAAUUGCUGCUUGUGAUCAUGCUUCCGAGGAGGUCUUGAACUAUGAUCAGGUAUUUGUUCGUGAUUUUGUGCCAAGUGCAAUGGCAUUUCUGAUGAAUGGGGAGCCGGAUAUUGUGAAAAACUUCUUGUUGAAGACACUUCAGCUUCAAGGGUGGGAGAAAAAGGUAGAUAGGUUCAAACUCGGUGAGGGUGCUAUGCCGGCUAGUUUCAAAGUUCUUCAUGAUCCGGUUAGGAAGACGGACACAAUAGCAGCUGACUUUGGUGAAAGUGCCAUUGGGAGAGUGGCGCCCGUUGACUCUGGUUUCUGGUGGAUUAUCCUUCUCCGGGCUUAUACAAAAUCCACGGGAGAUCUGUCUCUGGCUGAGACACCUGACUGUCAAAGGGGGAUGAAGCUUAUUCUUACAUUGUGCCUCUCGGAGGGAUUUGAUACGUUCCCGACUUUACUCUGUGCUGAUGGCUGCUCUAUGAUCGAUCGUAGAAUGGGUGUAUACGGCUACCCUAUUGAGAUCCAAGCACUCUUCUUCAUGGCACUGAGAUCCGCUUUGGUGAUGCUCAAACACGACGAGGAAGGGCGGGAUUUCAUCGAGAGGAUAGUGAAGCGUCUGCACGCCUUGAGCUUCCACAUGAGGAGCUACUUCUGGCUGGAUUUUCAGCAACUGAACGACAUAUACCGGUACAAGACAGAAGAGUACUCUCACACUGCUGUGAACAAGUUCAAUGUGAUCCCGGAUUCUAUCCCAGAUUGGCUGUUUGAUUUCAUGCCGGGGAGAGGUGGAUACUUCGUUGGCAAUGUCAGCCCAGCGAGGAUGGACUUUAGAUGGUUUGCCUUGGGUAAUUGUGUCGCCAUCUUGUCGUCUCUAGCCACACCUGACCAAUCUUCUGCCAUCAUGGACCUCCUCGAAGCUAGGUGGGACGAGCUGGUCGGAGAAAUGCCUGUCAAGAUAUGCUACCCUGCACUUGACGGCCACGAAUGGCGGAUCGUCACCGGCUGUGACCCCAAGAACACUAGAUGGAGUUAUCAUAAUGGAGGUUCUUGGCCAGUUCUCUUAUGGUUGCUAACGGCGGCGUGCAUCAAAACCGGACGCCCACAAAUAGCGAGACGAGCAAUUGACAUAGCCGAGAGUCGCCUGCUCAAGGAUAGCUGGCCUGAGUACUAUGAUGGAAAACUAGGAAGAUACAUAGGCAAGCAAGCUAGGAAAUACCAAACAUGGUCCAUAGCUGGAUACCUUGUGGCCAAAAUGAUGUUAGAGGAUCCUUCUACGUUAGGAAUGAUAUCACUCGAAGAGGAUAAACUAAUGAAGCCCAUUAUUCGAAGGUCCUCAUCAUGGACCUGUUGAAUAAGGGCUCCACGAGAAGAUAUAAUAACGACAUGAAAAACUUUUGGUAGAAGAAAAUUCAAACCGUUCGGUUAUGUAAUUGUACGUGACUCGAGACAAUUAGACAUGUCUCGGGUCCGUAAGAGAACAUGUCGUAUACAAAGCCAUGGGUCCACUACCAAUUUAUUACCAAUCAUCUGUCUGUCUCUCACUCACACACACAUUAGUUACUUCUAUUGGUCCCUCCUCUCAGUUCUGUGACCUGUUGUCUGCUUGAAGAGGAUGGGCCUAAAAAAGGCUUGUGUUAAAUGAGUUGGGCACUGUGUGCUUCAGUUUUGACAGCAUUGAUUGGUUCAGUUUCUUCAUCAUGAGUUAUACCUUACCUCAA
Salvia hispanica is the source of this 2225-nucleotide messenger RNA. Its product is annotated as putative alkaline/neutral invertase D. Gene Ontology annotation, biological process: sucrose catabolic process. Lineage: Eukaryota; Viridiplantae; Streptophyta; Magnoliopsida; Lamiales; Lamiaceae. The record is from RefSeq and is a predicted model, not a curated record. Gene Ontology annotation, molecular function: endo-alpha-N-acetylgalactosaminidase activity; sucrose alpha-glucosidase activity.